Molecule: messenger RNA, 1721 nt
Organism: Scomber japonicus (chub mackerel)
Lineage: Eukaryota; Metazoa; Chordata; Actinopteri; Scombriformes; Scombridae
Product: tripartite motif-containing protein 16-like
Exons: 1
Coding region: 1-1683 (560 amino acids)
Molecular function (GO): zinc ion binding; protein binding
Source: RefSeq, a predicted model, not a curated record
AUGGCGCAGCAAGGAGCUCAGCUGGACGGAGCUAAAUUCUGCUGUUCCAUCUGUUUGGAUCUACUGAAGGAUCCGGUGACUAUUCCCUGUGGACACAGCUACUGCAUGAGCUGUAUUAACAACUUCUGGGAUGAAGAGGAUAAGAAGGAAAUCUACAGCUGUCCUCAGUGCAGACAGGCCUUCACACCGAGGCCUGUCCUGGUAAAAAACACCAUGUUAGCAGAUUUAGUGGAGCAGCUGAAGAAGACUGGACUCCAAGCUGCUGCUGAUGAUCUCUGCUAUGCUGGACCUGAAGAUGUGGCCUGUGAUGUCUGCACUGGGAGGAAGCUGAAAGCCUUCAAGUCCUGUCUGACGUGUCUGAUGUCUUACUGUGAGAAUCACCUCCAGUCUCACUUUGAAUCAACCAAAUUAAAGAAACACAAGCUGGUCGAGCCCUCGGAGACGCUCCAGGAGAACAUCUGCUCUCGUCAUGAUGAGGUGAUGAAGAUGUUCUGUCGUACUGAUCAGCAGAUUAUCUGUUAUCUCUGCUCUGUGGAUGAACAUAAAGGCCAUGACACAGUCUCAGCUGCAGCAGAAAGGACUGAGAGGCAGAGAGAGCUCGAGGUGAGUCGACUAAACAUCCAGCAGAGAAUCCAGAACAGAGAGAAAGAUGUGAAGCUGCUUCAACAGGAGGUGGAGGCCGUCAGUCGUUCUGCUGAUAAAGCAGUGGAGGACAGUGAGAAGAUCUUCACUCAGCUGAUCCGUCUCCUCCAGAAAAGAAGCUCUGAUGUGAAGCAGCAGAUCAGAUCCCAGCAGGAAACUGAAGCGAGUCGAGUCAAAGAGCUUCAGGAGAAGCUGCAGCAGGAGAUCACUGAGCUGAAGAGGAAAGACGCUGAACUGAAGCAGCUCUCACACACAGAGGAUCACAACCAGUUUCUACACAACUACCCCUCAGUGUCACAACUCAGUGAACCUACAGACUCAUCCAGCAUUAAUAUCCGUCCUCUCAGAUACUUUGAGGAUGUGACAGCAGCUGUGUCAGAGCUCAGAGAUAAACUACAGGACAUCCUGAAGGAGGAAUGGACAAACAUCUCACUGACAGUGACUGAAGUGGACGUUUUACUGUCAGAACCGAAAUCAGAACCCAAGACCAGAGCUGGAUUCUUAAGAUAUUCACAUGAAAUCACUCUGGAUCCAAACACAGCACACACAUAUCUGUUAUUAUCUGAUGGGAACAGAAAAGCAGAACUAACACUUCAACAACAGUCUUAUUCUAGUCAUCCAGACAGAUUCACUGCUAGGUGGCAGGUCCUGAGUAGAGAGAGUCUGACUGGACGUUGUUACUGGGAGGUGGAGUGGAGCGGGACAGGAGUUCGUGUAGCAGUCGCAUACAAGAAUAUCAGCAGAGUAGGAGACUCAAAUGAAUGUGGAUUUGGACGCAAUGACAAAUCUUGGGCUUUAUAUUAUAACAAUAACAGUUAUGAAUUCUGGUUCAACAGCAUCUCAACUACCGUCUCAGGUCCUGUUUCCUCCAGAGUCGGAGUGUACCUGGAUCACAGAGCAGGUAUUCUGUCCUUCUACAGCGUCUCUGAAACCAUGACUCUCCUCCACAGAGUCCAGACCACAUUUACUCAGCCUCUCUAUGCUGGACUUUGGCUUUGUUAUGAUUAUGGAAACUCAGCUGAGUUGUGUAAAGUGAAAUAGUCAGAAGUCAUUUGAGGGACAGUCAGUUAUUUAGUCUC